AAUAGUUCUUCCCUUUAGGAAAUUUCUAGAAAUCUACUGAAAUUUUGUCUUACUGGGAAAAAUAGGAAAAUGCAAACGGCUACUGAAAAUAAUGUCAAGGAAGUGGGUUUGUAGGUAAAAUAUUAGAGAACUGAAAUGCUGAGUCCUUCUGUUUCCAUCUCCACUUGAAGAACAGUAGGUGGAGCUAUUUAAGGUACACAACCAAAAAAAUCCUCUCCCAGAGUUCAACACUGUGCAGUAAUUGGUUCAGACUCUGAGUGCCGCUGUUCACCAACCUGGGAGGAAAAGACCGCGAAGCCCUGCUAGCUGGCUUUGUGUGCUUGCCUAAAGCACAAUGCAGAUAGAUUGAGACAAAACACCUCUCGAGGAAACUGGCCUGAGGAGCUGGUUCCACCUCCUGACUGUCGGGUUCCAGGGCCUGAAAAGCGGAGUCUGGUUUAAGUGGCCAAAGGCAGGACUGGAAAUACUCCUCAAAUGACAAUGAUCCCUGCGGAAUGGCGCCAGGACUGCAAAGUGCUGGUCUUGCUGGGAAUCCUCCUCGGGAUCCUGUGGGAGGCUGGAUCCACCCAGAUACGCUAUUCAGUUCCGGAGGAACUGGAGAAAGGAUCUAGGGUAGGCAACAUCUCCAAGGACCUGGGGCUGGAGCCCCGCGAGCUGGCGGAGCGCGGGGUCCGCAUCGUCUCCAGAGGUAGGUCUCAACUUUUCGCUCUGAACCCGCGGAGCGGCAGCUUGGUCACCGCGGGCAGGAUAGACCGGGAGGAGCUGUGUAUGGGGACCAUCAAGUGUCAAUUAAAUCUAGAGAUUCUGAUGGAAGAUAUAGGGAAAAUAUACGGAGUGGAAGUAGAAGUGAGGGACAUUAACGACAAUGCUCCCUACUUCCGUGAAAGUGAAUUGGAGAUAAAAAUGAGUGAAAACGCCGCCGCUGGGAUGCGGUUCCCUCUUCCCCACGCUUGGGAUCCAGAUAUCGGGAAGAACUCUCUUCAGAGCUACCAGCUCAGCCCCAAUGCUCACUUCUCGCUGGAGGUGCAGAACGGAGCUGAUGGUAACAAGUACCCGGAAUUGGUGCUGGAGCGCGCGCUGGACCGCGAGGAAAAGGCCGAGCAUCUCCUGGUUCUCACCGCUUCCGACGCGGGGGACCCGGUCCGCACUGGCACGGCGCGCAUCCGAGUGACAGUCCUAGACGCGAACGACAACGCACCAGCGUUUGCUCGGUCCGAGUACCGCGUGAGUGUUCUGGAGAACGUGGCUGUGGGCUCUCAGCUGCUGCUAGUCAAUGCCACCGACCCGGACGAAGGAGCCAAUGCGGAAGUGAUGUAUUCCUUCCGGUAUGUGGACGACAAGGCAGCUAAAGUUUUCAAGCUAGACAGUAAUUUGGGGACAAUAUCAACGACAGGGGAGCUGAACCACGAAGAAUCGGGUUUCUACGAGAUGGAAGUGCAAGCAACCGAUAACGCGGGAUACUCUGCACGGGCCAAAGUCCUGGUCACAGUAUUGGACGUGAACGACAAUGCCCCUGAAGUAGCCAUCACGUCCCUCACCAGCUCCGUUCCGGAAAACUCUCCCCGAGGGACAUUAAUAGCCCUUUUAAAUGUAAAUGACCAAGACUCCGGGGAAAAUGGACAGGUAAUCUGUUCCAUCCAAGAGAACCUGCCCUUUAAAUUAGAGAAAUCCUACGGAAACUACUAUAGUUUAGUCACAGACACCGUCCUAGACCGAGAACAGGUUCCUAGCUACAACAUCACAGUGACGGCCACUGACAGGGGAAGUCCGCCCCUGUCAACCGAAACUCACCUCUCCCUGAACGUAGCAGACACUAACGACAACCCGCCCGUUUUCCCUCAGGCCUCCUACUGGGCCUACAUCCCGGAGAACAAUCCCAGAGGGGCCUCCAUCGCGUCCGUGACCGCCCACGACCCCGACAGUGACAAGAAUGCCCAAGUCACUUACUCCCUAGCUGAGGACAGCCACCAGGGCGUGCCCCUCUCCUCUUACGUCUCCAUCAACUCGGACACUGGUGUCCUGUACGCACUGCACUCCUUUGACUAUGAGCAGUUCCGAGACCUACGCCUGCAAGUGCUGGCGCGGGACAGCGGGGACCCCCCGCUCAGCAGCAACGUGUCACUGAACCUGUUCGUGCUGGAUCAGAAUGACAAUGCCCCCGAAAUCUUGUACCCCGCUCUCCCUACGGACGGUUCUACCGGGGUGGAGCUAGCGCCCCGCUCAGCAGAGCCUGGCUAUCUGGUGACCAAGGUGGUGGCGGUGGACAGAGACUCAGGACAGAACGCCUGGCUGUCCUACCGUCUGAUCAAGGCCAGCGAGCCAGGGCUCUUCUUGGUGGGGCUGCACACCGGCGAGGUAAGCACGGCCCGGGCCCUGCUGGACAGAGAUGCCCUCAAGCAGAGCCUCGUAGUGGCUGUGCAGGACCACGGCCAGCCUCCUCUCUCCGCCACUGUCACGCUCACGGUGGCGAUCGCCGACAGCAUCCCCGACGUCCUGGCGGAUCUGGACAAUCUAGAGUCUCCUUCUACCUCCGAAAGCUCAGGGCUCACUCUCUAUCUGGUGGUGGCGGUGGCGGCGGUCUCCAGCGUCUUCCUGGUCUUUGUUCUGGUGCUGCUGGGGCUCAGGCUGCGGCGCUGGCACUCACUGCGCCUGCUCGGGGCUGCGGGACCCGGAUUGGCUGACGUUCCAGCCUCUCACUUUGUGGGUGUAGACGGAGUGCAAGCUUUCCUGCAGACCUAUUCACACGAGGUCUCGCUCACUGCGGGCUCCCGAAAGAGUCACUUGAUCUUUCCGCAGCCCAACUAUGCAGACACGCUCAUCAGCCAGGAGAGCUGCGAGAAAAGCGAGCCUCUUUUGCUUUCGGGUGAUUCAGUAUUUUCUAAAGAUAAUCAUGCAUUAAUUCAGGUGAGUCCAUUCCGCGCUUGGAGCGAACUAUCUUCCUAGUUCAUGGUAUUUGGAAUUGAUAAAGCAGCCACUACCAACAACUUAAUCACCUUGUUUGGUUUAAACGAUACAUAAACGUGAUAUUGUCACGUUUGCAUGAUAUAGAAACAAUUUCUACUUUAUAUUAUCUGUACCCUAUAAUUUGGUAGCUUAGUUCACCAACGAUAAUGUCUUUCCACUUUUAAUUCCUUUUCUUUUUGUCCAUGAAGCAGCUUUGUGUCAAUUAUCUCAUGCCGGUUUAUCUGUAAAGACUACAGAAGUUGUGGGUAUAACUCCGAACUCAUAGGUAGAGCACUUGCCUAGCAUGUGUGGAGAAGAGGCCCUGGGUUCAAUCCCCAGGGAAGGCCGAGGGAACACUAAUUCUACUGGAGUGAAGAAAUGGACUUUGAUGGAAAGUACAGUUGUUGUUGUUGUUGUUUAGCCUCCCUUUCUGGGGAUUGAACCAAGAUCUGAGCUAAACACUUUACCCCUGGGCUACAUCCCCAGCCCAAAUAGGGUGGCCUUUAAUUGCAUUUGAGUCUGCUAGUAAAUUCAUAUACUGCAUUUAAAGUCUUUUAAAUAAUGUUAUUUCUGGUCACUAGGGAUAUAUACAUAUAUUUCUUGUAAAAGUUACUUGUACAUGUGUGUCUGUGUCUGUGUGAGUGUAUGGACACACACAGAAGCUGGAUGUUCUCUAUCACUUUCUGCAUACACAUUUGAGGCUUGCAAGGGCUUUCCCGGAACCCAGGGCUCACGUUUUCUUGCUAGGCUGGAAGCCAGCAAUCCUCAGAAGUCCUCCUGUCUCUAACCUCCAUGGAGAGGGUUAUAGUCCUUUGUGGGACCCCCAGACUCCCAGUUCUCAUGAUUGCUCAGCAGGCGCUGUAAACGCCUAUGCUUCUCUCCAGCUCUGCCCUUAUACUUUCCUGGUGUAGCUUCAGGCUUUUAAAUUGUUUGACUUCAAGUAUGGUAAAUUUUAUUUCUUACACACUAGACAUUUUUCUCAAACAUACGAUUUAUGUGUUAUGACGAGGAAUAACUGUAAUGGUAUUUCAUCUGUUACACAUUUCAGGAGUACAAUAUGUAUAUAAUGAUAAAGUUAAAUAUCUCUCCCAUCAUUUUUACCUGCACCAAUGACAUGUAAAAUACCCAGAAUUCACCGAUGUAACAGGAGCAUGAGUUAUUUUUGCCUUUACACAGUGAAGAAUUUCUUGAGGAAAUACCUUUACAAUUUAAAUGUUUUGAACAUAUUUUUGUUCUGAAGAAACUUUUCUUUCUUUCUUUCUUUUUUUCCUUUAUGAGACAGGGUUUCUCUGUUUAACAGUCCUAGCUGGAACUCUCACUUUGUAGAUCUCACUUUGAACUCACAGAGAUCCCCCUGCCUCUGCCUCCUGAGUGCUGGAGUUAAAGGCUUGUGCCACCACUGCCCUGCCUGAAGAAACGUUUCAGUAGUAUAUUCUUCCUAAAUUUCCCCUUUCACAAACAGAAAUUUUUCUGGAAAGUGUAGGUCUUAAGUAUUAAUUUAGAACUUGUUUUUUUUUUAUUUAUGUGUUGCCUGUCUAUUAAAAACAGAAUCAUUGGAAUCCAAAUUUAUAAAAGAGAUCAGUGAUACUUAGAGAAGGAAGGGUAGGCCAAUGGUCCCCAAAUAAAACAAAAUUCAAAUGUCACCUUAUGUGUCUUCACAACCAAGACCAAAAAAACAUAGAUAGAUAGAUAGAUAGAUAGAUAGAUAGAUAGAUAGAUAGAUUAUGUGGUUCUACUUGUGUGAUUUUUUUAAUGAUGUAUUUGAGUCCGUAUAAAGCAUUAAAUUUAACCAGGCAGUGGUGGCGCAUUCCUUUAAUCUCAGCACUUGGGAGGCAGAGCCAAGCGGAUUUCUGUGA
Messenger RNA from Peromyscus leucopus (white-footed mouse), 4799 nucleotides. RefSeq names its product protocadherin gamma subfamily A, 12 (gene Pcdhga12). Gene Ontology annotation, biological process: homophilic cell-cell adhesion. Gene Ontology annotation, molecular function: calcium ion binding. Gene Ontology annotation, cellular component: plasma membrane. Lineage: Eukaryota; Metazoa; Chordata; Mammalia; Rodentia; Cricetidae. The transcript has a single exon. Bases 475 to 2943 code for a protein of 822 amino acids. The record is from RefSeq and is a predicted model, not a curated record.